AUGUCCUCGCUCCAGCUCAGAAUUUUGCACACGCUGGACCAGAAGCAGCAGAUCGCCGACACGGCGGCCGAGUUUGCGGACGUCGACACAGCGGCCAUGCAGGCGGCGCUGAUGUCGCUCGCGGCCAGAAACAUGGUGGAGUACAAGACCCACGAAAGCGACAAGUGGAUGUUGACGGCGGAGGCCAAGGACAUUGUUGCGCACGGGUCGCACGAGUUCCGGCUGCUGCAGAAGGUGACGGAGUCGCUGGACGGGCUCAAGAUCUCGGAAGUCGACAGCGUGAUGGGCAGCAACGGGAAGGUGGCCCAGGGCAGAGCGUUCAAGAACGGCUGGAUCGGCAAGGACGGCGACAAGCUGGUCGCCAAGGUCGCUGCGGGCAGCCAGGUGCAGGACGCGACCGCGGAGCAGCUCAAGGAGAUCGAGAAGACCGGCGGUCUGGCCAACAAGAAGGACCUGGCCGAGCUCAAGAAGAGAAAGCUCAUCACGCAGUCCAAGGUGUUCACGUACAGCGUUUUGAAGGGCGCCGAGUUCGCGCUGGAGAUCAAGCAGCUGGAGACAGACAUCACCAGCGACAUGGUUGUGAGCGGCUCGUGGAGCAAGGCCGAGUUCAAGCCGUACAACUUCGACUCGCAGGGCGUGAUGCCGUCUGCCGGAGCGCUGCAUCCGCUCAACAAGGUCAGAGAGGAGUUCAGACAGAUCUUCUUCAGCAUGGGGUUCUCGGAGAUGCCUUCCAACCAGUACGUGGAGAGCGGUUUCUGGAAUUUCGACACGCUGUAUGUGCCGCAACAGCAUCCGGCCAGAGAUCUGCAGGACACAUUUUAUCUGAAAGACCCAGCUACAGCUAAGGAGCCCCAGGACAAGGAGUACUGGGAGAACGUCAAGAGGGUGCAUCAGGACGGCGCGUACGGGUCCAUCGGGUACAGAUACCCGUGGAAGGGCGAGGAGUCGCUGCGGACCGUUCUGAGAACACACACCACGGCGAUCUCGUCGCAGAUGCUCAAGAAGCUGGCUGCCGACCCAAAGCCGACUAGGCUGUUCUCGAUCGACAGGGUGUUCCGUAACGAGGCGGUCGACGCGACCCACCUGGCCGAGUUCCACCAGGUCGAAGGUGUCUUUGCCGACUACAAUCUGACGCUCGGAGACCUGAUCGGCUUCAUGCAGCAGUUCUUCGACAAGAUGGGUGUUCAUGACCUCCGGUUCAAGCCCACGUACAACCCGUACACCGAGCCCUCGCUCGAGAUCUACGCCUGGCACAACGGGCUGGGCAAGUGGGUCGAGAUUGGGAACUCUGGGAUGUUCAGGCCGGAGAUGCUCGAGGCCAUGGGGCUGCCAAAGGAUAUGAGAGUUCUGGGCUGGGGACUGUCGCUGGAGAGACCUACGAUGAUCAAGUAUGCUGUCAGCAACAUUAGAGAGCUGUUGGGACACAAGGUUGAUCUGGACUUUAUCGAGAGCAACCCUGCAGCCAGACUCGAUGAAGCUAUUUUUUGA
Messenger RNA from Ogataea angusta, 1488 nucleotides. RefSeq lists its product as uncharacterized. Gene Ontology annotation, cellular component: cytosol; cytoplasm; phenylalanine-tRNA ligase complex. Gene Ontology annotation, biological process: phenylalanyl-tRNA aminoacylation. The transcript has a single exon. The record is from RefSeq and is a predicted model, not a curated record. Gene Ontology annotation, molecular function: ATP binding; phenylalanine-tRNA ligase activity; tRNA binding. Lineage: Eukaryota; Fungi; Ascomycota; Pichiomycetes; Pichiales; Pichiaceae. Bases 1 to 1488 code for a protein of 495 amino acids.